Molecule: messenger RNA, 1299 nt
Organism: Thelazia callipaeda (thelaziosis nematode)
Lineage: Eukaryota; Metazoa; Nematoda; Chromadorea; Rhabditida; Thelaziidae
Source: the annotation of a GenBank genome assembly
AUGAUAUCGUGGAGAAGGACGAUAGUGCGAGGAAUAUGUACGGCAAUGUCUGGCAACCCUUCUUCUUCCUUAUCAUAUCAACAGCAACAACAACGGAUCAAUCUGGAUGUAUCCGGAUUGAUCCGGCUUAUCCUCAUUACUUUUACAACUAUCCGGUUGAUAACGCUGAUAACAUUGCCUCAGGUGGAUGCUGUUAAACUUCCAUUGCAAUCAGCUUCUGGACUAUAUCAUGCUACACCAAGAAAAGCUUUGCUAUUUGGAACACGAUCCAAAUUGUCAUCAUCUAUUUAUGCUGAUUCUAUUCAACGAUUACGUGAUCUUACGGCAGAAAGACGUAAAAAAUCAGAUCAUUUAAAAAGUCAAGAUCAUUCUAUGCAAAUUCUCUCAGUUCUGAAAAGAGAUAAACCUUCUAAUCUAUCAUUUCAUACUAGUAAUGAUCAUUUUAAUCAAUUUAUGCCUUCAUUCGUAGCAAUAUCUGAUGAUCACAAACAACAAAUUUUCCAUAAUAAAUUAAAUAUGCUGACUUCAUCAACCAGCCCAGUACCAUCACUUCCAAAUAUUCCAAAAUCUGUCUAUUCACACGAUUGCAGUAUUGGAAAUUGUUUGCUGAAUAAUGGUGAUAAUUUUAGGCUAUUGCAUGAAGCAGAAGUGAUUAGGACAAAAGAAAAACAGUUAUCACCACAAACAAAUAUUUUUCCUGCAAGUAAUAGUAAAUCUAAUAAUGAAGACACUGAAUCGGAUUUUGUACCGGAUCAAUCCAGUUUGCGCACUGAUUUGAAGACUGUCAGGCGUAAAAUGCAAUCAUCCAGAGUAUUAGAACCAGUUCAUGCAUUGUCUUAUUAUGAAUUACGCAAAAACUUCAAAAAUGAUGCUCAAUAUGGUGAUGAUUCCAAAGUUAUCUCAUCUAUUAGUAAAACUGCACCACCAUUCGCUGGUGGUGCUGAGUUAACGGAUUUUAUACAACCUAUUGAAACAACCACGCAAUUCUUGGAUACUUAUGAAAAAAGCAAUACAAAUUCUGAACACCUAAUUGCUCUUUCUGAUAGUCAUGAAAGCAAUAAGUAUCAAAUGAUUAGAUCACCGGAAAGUCGUAGAACAUAUGCUUCACUUCAGUCACCACCACGCAUGUCAUCAUAUCUCCCUGCACCAGAAAUUUACAUACCUGUCAAGUCAUCUUUUACCAUUCCUGAGUAUUCUAAUUAUGAUGCUCAUAGAACUGAACAUUUUACGCAACCGCCAACUUACACUACAAAUUAUGAACCAUACACACACGUAUGUUUUAAUUUUUACUAUAGGUAG